AAAUGGUUGGAUUGAUAGUGAGAAAUUUCCUAAUUUGGGCAUUCAAGCUGUAAGUCUCUCAGAUCCAUUACAUGCAUAGAGAAUGCCCAAACCAUGACACAGAAUAAUGAGCAACCAGCGAUCCAUUCACAACAUGCCAACCUGUUGAUAGAGGAUCCCACAUCGUCAGAAUCAUCAUGGACCAAUGAAAAACACAGCUUCUAUAUUAACUCCAUGGAGGAAGCCUUUGUCUCAAGCCUUUAUCAGCAUGCCAAUUAUGCACAUCCCUGUAAAAGAUGGCAAGCAGAUAGAGGAGAAAUAACCUCUGUAUUUAGCCUGGAUUUAAAUGAGGAAGUUGAAUCUGGUUUUUCCAAUGGUCAUGUACUGUUUGGAUUUGCUGAGGAAAGCCAAAGUGAAAGUGAACCAGAAAAGCCUAGCCUCUAUCAUGAUGUUCAAAACAAUUCAAAAAAGGAUGGAUUGGAGGAGAUAUGCAGCAGUAAUGAAACAUUUCAGGAUCAGAAUAGGAAUGAGAGAAGAAAAACGAGGAAAUUAUGUAACCAUGGAGUCGUAGAAGUGCAGUCUAAAUAUAAUGAUGUAUUCGAAGAAGUGCAGUCUAAAUAUAAUGAUGAACAUUCAAGCAAUUUCUAUGCAACGCGAAAUCAGUUCAUACGAAAUAAAAAUGUUUCGAAAACUUCAGUGAAAACCUUGAGUAGGAUCAGGUCAUUCCAUUCAUGGAUGAGACAUCUCCCAAGGAAGAUGGCAAGGCAUGAUAUUUAGGGGAAGAGCACCAAUAGCCAUCAUAGCUAAUUUCGUGCAUCCACAAAUCUUAAACAGUACAUCGGAUUUUUAUUAUUAUUAUAGAUAUUUAUAUU
Cryptomeria japonica (Japanese cedar) is the source of this 851-nucleotide messenger RNA. RefSeq lists its product as uncharacterized. The transcript has 5 exons. The coding region runs from base 94 to 756 and encodes 220 amino acids. Gene Ontology annotation, biological process: response to cold; regulation of circadian rhythm. The record is from RefSeq and is a predicted model, not a curated record. Lineage: Eukaryota; Viridiplantae; Streptophyta; Pinopsida; Cupressales; Cupressaceae.